Molecule: messenger RNA, 2207 nt
Organism: Aspergillus candidus
Lineage: Eukaryota; Fungi; Ascomycota; Eurotiomycetes; Eurotiales; Aspergillaceae
Exons: 8
Coding region: 338-2029 (563 amino acids)
Molecular function (GO): protein binding
Source: RefSeq, a predicted model, not a curated record
GGAGACUCGAUCCAAAAGGGGAAAAAGAUGAACAGACGCCCGAAAACAGUUCAGGCGACAGAUCUAGUCCAAAGGAUCAGUCAAAGGAUCAGUGAAAGGGUCAGUUCACAGGAUCAGUGAUAAGAUCAACCCUAUGGAGACUAGAACACCACGAUGUCCGCAGGAUCUCCGUUCAGCUAGACCAUUCUCCUCUCAUUCUAUACUCAAUCAACUGCAUUGUGAGAACUGUCCCUCCUGCUUAGAAAAAUAUAAGCCAAGAGGCGGAGAAACCGACAGAUUGGAGAGGAGAAGCAAGGACGAGAAGAUGGGAAUAGUGGCAUCUGACUGAACAUCCCAGAUGAGGUGGACGAGAGUGGCCGCGAUCGUUCCGGUCUGGAUCGCCCUGUCGAGCCAGCAGCCCAAAGAUCCCCUCGACUCAUUCUGUCGGAUCUUUGGUCAUCAAGCGGCCGUUGUUGAUCGAAGAAUCUACGUCGAUGGCGGCUUCGUCAAUCAUGGCUCCCUCCCGCAAGAUCCCAAGAACUACACCAACACCGCAUUGCUCGACGCAGACCUCGACGUCACCAACCUGGGCAUGCCCAUCCUCCAUAGCAACCUGAGCAAGCCCGGCAAAGUCCCCGACGUCAACGGGGCCAUCCUGUGGACCGACCCCGUCAACAAAAUCCUCUACCUCUACGGCGGCGAAUACUCCGAGGGCGAACCUGACUCCUUCUCUCUUUGGGCCUAUGACAUCGCCUCCAGCAAGUGGAAGUCCAUGUCCACUGACCCCGAGAACCGCGACAUCCAGCGAGCUGGUUACGGCGCCGGCGCCGUAGUCGAGGGCGGCGAGUUCGCCUACUACUACGGGGGAUGGCUGUCCAACGCCUCGGUGCCCUCGUGGGGAUCGCGUCCGCCCUUGGCCCUAUCAUCCCUUCUGAUGUACAACAUGGACCAACACACGUGGACCAAUUCAUCCGGCCCCGACUCCAUCGGUCGCGCCGAGGGCGCGAUGGUCUAUCUCCCCGCAAGCGACCGCGGCAUGUUGGUCUAUUUCGGCGGCCUGCAGGUGCCCGAUGGAACAGGGGAGGUCACUCCGCAGCCCAUGAAUGAAAUCCUCCUGUACGACAUCGCCAACAGUAAAUGGUACACGCAAAAGGCAACCGGUCAAGUCCCCGAGGAUAGAAGACGAUUCUGUGCCGGGGCGACGUGGGCGUCCGACUAUUCCUCGUACAAUAUCUAUCUCUACGGGGGAUCGGAGAUCUCGGAAGGCGUGGGUUUCGACGACGUCUAUAUCCUGUCCCUCCCAUCCUUCAAGUGGAUCAAAUGGUAUCCCACCGAGCCCGGCCCGGGCUAUCCCCAUCACUCGCUGUCGUGCAAUGUCGUAGACGGCGCCCAGAUGAUUAUCAUCGGCGGGGUCUUCACCAAUACCACCAUGUGCGACGUGCCCAACGUCUACGCCAUGCACAACAUGGACCUGGGCAAACAAAACCCGGACUCUGCGCCGUGGUACCAGUUCCGACCCAAUCUCACGACCUACAAAGUCCCUCCCGAGAUUGUCUCCGCCAUCGGAGGAUCUGAAUCUGGAAAAGCCAACGUGACCUCUCCCAAGGGCGGCUUCGGCGACCGCGAUCUCAACACCUACUUCCAGCGUGUGUAUACACCCCCACCCCGAACCCCCAGUCGCACCCCCGAAAACGACGAUUCCACCCCCGUCGGAGCCAUCGCUGGCGGCACCGUUGGCGGUGUGGCCGGGGUCUGCAUCAUCGUAGGUGGACUGUACCUCUGGCUUCGCCGGCGUCGGAAGCAAAAAGAGGCACCUGUCGAGGAGGCCGUCUCGACGCCAUCCGCCCCCGAGACGAAACCACCAACGAUAUACGAGCUGCCUACCCAGCGAGAGCAUCCCAUUGGGGAGCUGGCAAACACCGCACCGGUGGAGCUGGAAUCCCCCGGUGUGACCAAACACUUUUCCUUACCGGGGGAUCAUCAUCAAUACCCACAUCCGCCGCCUCACGGUCGGGACCCGUCGAGUCCGUCGGCGGAGCUGCCUGUUUGAAUUCAAUACGUGGUGAUUGAAGUGAUCUGACCUGUUUAUAACCUAAUUCGUUACAUUGACGUGAGGAAUCCGCGGGCAUCAAGAGGGUUAUGUAUUAUCUGUCAUAGUAGCCAUGACGCUGUAAUCUUUUAAUGAAGAAGACGUAUUUAAACCGACACCACCUGUUGCUCGCAUGGGC